AUGGCCCAUUAUCUAGCAGCUACUUACGCUGUCCAAUCAAUAGCAGGUACUUACACUGGCACAUCACUAGUAGCUACUUACACUGGCCCAUUCUCUAGGAGAUACUUACACUGGCAAAUCAAUAGCAGAUACUUACACUGGCGAAUCAAUAGCAUCUGCUUAUACAGGCCCAUCACUAGCAGCUCCUUACACUGGCACAUCAGUAGCCGCUACUUACACUGGCACAUCAAUAGCAGGUACUUACACUGGCCCAUCAAUAGCAGCUACUUACACUGGCCCAUCAAUAGCAGCUACUUACACUGCCCAUCAAUAUCAGCUAAUUACACUGGCCAAUCAAUAGCAGCUUCUUUCACUGGCCCAUCAAUAGCAGCUACUAAAACUGGCCCAUCACUAGCAGCUGUUAACACUGGCCCACCACUAGAAGCAACUUACACUGGCCCAUCAAUAGCAGCUACUUACACUGGCCCAUUCUCUAGCAGCUAAUUACAGUGGCCCAUCAGAAGCAGCUACUGACACUGGCCUUUCACUAGCAGCUAUUUACACUGGCCCAUCACUAGUAGCUACUUACACUGGCCCAUUUUCUAACAGCUACUUAUGCUAACCAAUCAAUAGUAGGUACUUACACUGGCCCAUCCCUAGCAGCUAUUUACACUGGCCCAUCACUUGUAGCUACUUACAGUAGCCCAUUCUCCAGCAGCUACGACACUGGCCCAUCACUAGCAGCUAUUUGUACCUUCACUAGUAGCUACUUACACUGGCCCAUUCUCUUGCAGCUACUUAUGCUGGCCCAUCAAUAGCAGCUACAUACACUGGCCCAUCACUAGCACCUACUUACACUGGCUGAUUAAUAGCAGCAACAUACACUAGUCCAUUACUAGCUACUACUUACACUGGCCCGUCAGUAGCAGCUACUUACACUGGCCCUUCAAUAUCUGCUACUUACACUGGCCCAUCAUUAGCUUCUACUUAUAAUGGGCCAUCAAUAGUAGUUACUUACACUGGCCCAUCAAUAUUAGCUACUUACACUGGCCCAUCAAUAGCAGCUACUUACACUGGCCCAUCACUAGCAGCUACUUAUGCUGGCCCAUCAAUAUCAGCUACUUACACUGGCAAAUCAAUAGCAGCUACUUACACUGCCCCAUCAAAAUUUGCUACUUACACUGCCCAUCAAUAUCAGCUAAUUACACUGGCCUAUCUAUAGCAGCUUCUUACACUGUCCCAUCAAUAGCAGCUACUAACACUGGCCCAUCACUAGCAGCUACUUACACUGGCCAAUAACUAGCAGCAAUCUACACUGGCCCAUCACUAUCACAUACUUACACUGGCCAAUCACUAGUAGCUACUUACACUGGACCGUCACUAGGAACGAAGAACGGUGGCCAAUCAAUAGCAGCUACUUACACUGCCCAUCAAUAUCAGCUAAUUACACUAGCCAAUCAAUAGCAGCUUCUUACACUGGCCAUCACCAACAGCUACUUAUACUGGCCCAUCAAUAGCAGCUACUUACACUGGCCCAUCACAAGAAGCAACUUACUCUGGCCCAUCAAAAUCAGCUACUUACACUGCCCAUCAAUAUCAGCUAAUUACACUAGCCAAUCAAUAGCAGCUUCUUACACUGUCCCAUCUAUAGCAGCUACUAACACUGGCCCAUCACUAGUUGCUGUUAAUACUGGCCUAUCACUAGAAGCAACUUACACUGGCCCAUCACUAGUAGCUACUUACACUGGCUCAUUCUCUAGCAGCUACUUACAGUGGCCCAUCAAUAGCAGCUUCUUACACUGGCCAAUCAAUAGCAGCUACUUACACUGGCCUAUGAAGAGCAGCUACUGACACUGGCCUUUCACUAAAGCUAUUUAUACUGGCCCAUUACUAGUAGCUACUUACACUGGCACGUUCUCUAGCCGCUACGUACGCUGGCCCAUCAACAGCAGGUACUUACACUGGCCCUUCAAUAGCAGCUACUUAUACUGGCCCAUCAAUAUCAGCCACUCACACUGGUCCAUUACUAGCAACUACUUACACUUGCCCAUCAGUAGCAGCUACUUACUCUGGCCCAUCAAUAUCAUGUACUUACACUGGUCACUCACUAGCAUCUACUUACAUUGGCCCAUCAAUAGCAGCUACUUACACUGGCCCGUCAAUAGCAGCUACUUACACUGGCCAAUCAGUAGCAGCUAUUUACACUGGCCCAUCAAUAGCACUUACUUACACUGGCCCAUCAAUAGCAGCUACUUACACUGGCCCAAUACUAGCAAUUACUUCCACUGGCCCAUCAUUAGCAAUUACUUCCACUGGCCCAUCAAUAGUAGCUACAUACACUGGCCCAUCAAUAGCAGCUACUUACACUGGUCUAUCAAUAUCUGCUACUUACACUGGCCCAUCAUUAGCUGCUACUUAUAA
This is a messenger RNA of Coregonus sp. 'balchen', 2400 nucleotides long. The record is from the annotation of a GenBank genome assembly. NCBI's taxonomy places the organism in Eukaryota, Metazoa, Chordata, Actinopteri, Salmoniformes, Salmonidae.